Messenger RNA from Eublepharis macularius, 3386 nucleotides. Its product is annotated as 1-aminocyclopropane-1-carboxylate synthase-like protein 1. Gene Ontology annotation, biological process: amino acid metabolic process; biosynthetic process. The record is from RefSeq and is a predicted model, not a curated record. Bases 119 to 1579 code for a protein of 486 amino acids. The transcript has 14 exons. Gene Ontology annotation, molecular function: transaminase activity; pyridoxal phosphate binding. Lineage: Eukaryota; Metazoa; Chordata; Lepidosauria; Squamata; Eublepharidae.
CCUGCGGGGAAGAGGCUUUCAGCACUCGUGCGGCUUUUCGGUCAGUCGCGCCUUCCUCCUUUUGUACCGAGAGGUCGGGGCGGUGCCCGCUGUCCCCCGCGUCUUCUCACGCAGCGUGAUGAUGACCGACUGCUGCAAAGACGAGCGGAAAGAAGAGGCACCUUGCCCUGGGCUUUCCGCUCGGGGAGCCCUCAUAGCCGGUGGCGAUAAUGGGAUGCUGGAGAAGGGUUUCGACAUGUAUAUCAGGGACCCCUUCGACGCCGAGCAGAACCCGCAGGGCAUUUUGAAUUUUGGAACAAGUGAGAACAAGCUUUGCUAUGAUUUAAUACAAGGAAGGCUCACAAGACCUGACAUAAACUAUCUAGAGCCUCAUUUACUGCAGUACUCUGAUGUACAAGGCAUUAAAAGCUUCAGAGAAGAAAUUGCGAAGUUUCUUACUAAAUAUGCAAAAGCUCCAUCAGCACUGGACCCAGAACAUAUUACUGUGAUGAAUGGCUGUUGUUCUGUCUUUGCCGCUCUGUCAACAGUAUUGUGUGAUCCUGGAGAUGGAUAUCUAAUUCCUGCUCCAUAUUAUGGUGGCAUAAAUUCCAAAACUUGGCUGUAUGGUGGAAUGCAACCUGUUCAUGUGCCUUUGUUCAGUGAGGUGACUAAUAAAGAAAGUCGUCCAUUUCAGUUAACAAUUGAAAAAUUAGAAACUGCACUUCAUCAAGCCAUGGAGCAGGGCAUCCGAGUCAGAGCAUUAAUCCUGAUCAACCCUCACAAUCCAUUAGGGGACAUUUACCCAGCACAGUUACUGAAAGAAUGUCUAGAGUUUGCGCACAGAUAUAAAUUACAUGUAAUAAUGGAUGAGAUUUACAUGCUGUCUGUAUAUGGUGAUACCACCUUCACAAGCAUCCUUAGUUUAGAUAGUUUACCAGAUCCUGACCGGACACAUUUUAUGUGGGGAUUUAGCAAGGAUUUUGGAAUGUGUGGUGUCAGAGUUGGCAUAUUAUAUACCAGAAAUAAUGAAGUCAGGAAAGCCAUUAAUAAACUGGCAGUUUUCCAUGGAUGUCCCGGACCAGUGCAAUAUGUUCUCAGCCAGUUUCUUAGUGAUAGAGAAUGGCUGGAUAAUGUAUUUUUCCCGACGAACAGAAGAAGGCUUAAGGAAGCUCAGAACACUCUUGUGGAUGGUCUUGCUGAGAUAGGAAUACCUGUUUUUAAAAGCUCAGGAGGAUUAUACAUCUGGGCUGACUUCAGAAAAUUCUUGAAGUCACAGACUUUUGAAGCUGAAAUGGAUUUAUGGUGGAAGCUUCUUCAAGAAAAGCUGCUUAUUAGUCCUGGGAAAGCCUUUUACUGUUAUGAACCUGGAUGGUUUAGACUGGUCUUCUCUGAUUCUAUAGAUAAGAUUUACUUGUGUAUUCAGAGACUUCAGGACUUCCUGCUGCAUGACAACACAGAUAAAUCCAUUCCUAUCUGUUCAUCUUGUGUAAAAAAUGAAUAUCCUGAGUCAGACGAUGAACCUUGUACUAACUAUAUGACCACUUCAAUGGAUGAUGUUUCAGAAGGAUGUUCACAUAUGAAAAAAAUAGCUGUUUUUUAAGAACUUGGAUGCAGACAUUUUGUUCUGUUUUAUUGUGUAACUUCCUGCUGUUCAUGUAAUUGUAGUUUCACAGGCAUGCUUUUCAUUGUAACUUGUAGUUACCAACUUGCUAUAGGAAUAUUUGAACUGAGAGUUUUCUACACUCUUUGGAACCUGGUAGGUAUUCUGCUGAGGUUUGUUUUUUCUUAGAGCACUAAAGGCCAAUUUAAGACAUGGUGGUGGCAAAAUCAUGUCCUGAAUUCACAGAGCGUGGAGGGAGUGAUUUAAAGUUGUACCCAAAUUGCUAUACACAUGGAAAAAGCAAAGCUACCUCCUUGCUGGCCCAGAACAGACAUGUACAAUGGGAUACUACUUUGGGAUCCUUAACCUGUGUAUAACAAGGUCCAGAUCCAGCAGGGUGCUCAGUAUAACAGGAGGGAAUAAGCACUCUUAAAAUGAAUACUGAGACAACUGAGCCAAAUCAACUAUUACAAGAAACGAGAGAUUGCAAAGCAGCAAGCCAAAAACUUUCCCUGACAGCUUCCUGGCUAUAAGGGGGAAAAGGUGGGAAAUGAGCGUACAACCUGUCCUGUAGUGUGUGGAAAUUCUCUAGAGUCCUGAUGUGAAGAGCAGAAGAGUGGAAUGUAGAGACAGAGACCAGCUCAUGUCUCCAAAGAACCUGCACCACCCAGAGCAGUAGUGAGAAAAACUGCUUACAUGUAUUGGGGAUUUGAGGGCUAUGUUUAUAGUACAGGUGUUCGUGAUCUGGUGGUCCUAAGAUGCAACAAUGAUAAGCAAACAAAAGACUGGAAGUAACAGAUGGCUGUUAAUGGGAGGGUGAUGGGUCUAUGAUAAGGUUGUGUACCUGCUAGUUCCUGCAUUAAAGGUUAUCAGAAAACCUAUUUCUGGAGAAUCACCCAAGUGAAGAAGAGGUUGAUACUAAAAAGGGGAGUUUUCCUGGUUUGCAUAAAAGUUAAAAAUGCUUCCUGGAGGAAGUUUGGAUUGGAGAAAAACAGAGCUAAGGCUAGAUGAAUAAGACUAAGGGGAGGACAGAAACCUCCCUGUACAAUCAGUAAGGGGAGGAACUAGCUGGGUCAGGCCAUUGCUCAUUGUCUUGAACUAGGUCGUUCAUUAAGGCCAAAUUUAGGGAGGAAGCUGCAACGUCCUUGUGGAGAACAGCCCUCCUGUUUAAUCAGCCUAAGACGGGCUUCAGAGAGGAGCAGGCCUGUGUUCCAUUUCUGGUUAAUGACUCACUGUGGCUUCAUUGCCCUUAGCAUGGCUCACUGCUGAUUAGUUUAACUAGCAGGAUGCACACUUUACACAUCCUCGGUGACCAUCCUUGUUUUCCUCUAAUGGGAAUUAGUUGAUGCCAUUAUAACACCUAGUUUGACCCCAAAGCAUGUCCUUAGCUUGUCACUUGUUUAUGCUUAGUAUUUAAAUACAUUGAUAACACAGAUACAGAAUUAGUGCUUUGAAUGUGGACAGCUUGCUGAAGUUAUUUUGGCCCACCAAGAGCAAAGCAAUAUAUACUAUGUAUAAGUAACUUGCUAGAAAAUAUUGAACUGACUACUUAUUGGCUGCUGAAUUUCUUCUAAAUUUGGGCUAGCAAAAUGUUACUCAGAAUCCUUUAGAACAUUGUUAAAACAUUAAGCUAUCUGAAUGUGUGCCCAACAGUAAAUGCUUUCUAAGAAAGUGUUCAAAUUUCUAGUUUUUACUCUUGGUUCUUUAAAACAGGCUGUUUGUACAUUGUUCUGUUGAUGCAGUGCUUGCAAAAUUGUCAUUCUUUGAUAAGAUGUAUAACUGAACACUAAAUUCUUUUUUAUAAGCA